Molecule: messenger RNA, 951 nt
Organism: Oldenlandia corymbosa var. corymbosa
Lineage: Eukaryota; Viridiplantae; Streptophyta; Magnoliopsida; Gentianales; Rubiaceae
Source: the annotation of a GenBank genome assembly
AUGGAUUUGGAACCUAAAGAGAUGGAGAUUGAUUUAUCUCCGUUCAUCAAAGUCUACAAAGAUGGCACUGCAGAAAGACCCUUUGCCUCCCCAAAUGUUCCUCCAUCAGUUCUUGAUCCUAUCACCAAUGUCUCCUCAAAGGACAUCACCAUUUCAUCUGAAGUUUCUGCGAGACUUUACCUUCCCAAAAUCGCUGAUCCCAACACCAAAAAGAUCCCAGUUUUGGUCUACUUCCAUGCUGGUGGAUUUUGCCGGGGAUCCGCUUUCUCCCCUCUUUACCAGAAUCUCCUCAAUCAAUUAGUUUCCAAAGCUGAUAUGGUGCUAAUCUCAGUUGACUACAGAAUUGCCCCAGAAUACCCUUUACCUGCAGCUUAUGAAGAUUCAUGGGCUGCCCUUCAAUGGGUCGCCUCACAUUCUGUUAAGGGUUCUGAAAUUGAUGGUGAAAAAGAACCAUGGUUGAUUGACCAUGGUGAUUUUGAUAAGGUUUAUGUAGGGGGUGAUAGUGCUGGUGGGAAUAUAGCACAUAAUAUGGUUAUAAGAACAGGGUCUGAGAGCUUAAUUGGUGGGGUGAAAAUUUAUGGUGCAGUUCUCUGUUUUCCAUAUUUUUGUGAUUCGGAAACUAAGGAAGAAAGUUUGGAAUAUAAAAUAUGGAAGCUGGUUUAUCCUUCUGCUCCAGGUGGUGUUAACAGUCCUUUGAUCAACCCCUUUGCUGAUGAUGCGCCUAACUUAGGUAAGAUUGAAUGUCAAAAGGUGUUUGUUUGUUGUGGUGAGAAAGAUGUUCUGAGAGAUAUCGAUUUGCGGUAUGUUGAGGCAUUGAAGAAAAGUGGAUUUGAGGGUGAAUUGGAGCUGGCUGAUGUCGAAGGAGAAGAUCACUGCUUUCAGCUCUUUAACCCCUACACUGAAAAAGCACAGAGUCUCAUAAGUAGUAUGGCUUCCUUCAUCAAGGGCUAA